UACCCGCAGGGAUGGCUGUGAAGGAGGGGAGGCAGAGUGUCGUGCAAUGGUGGUCCUGGCACGGCACGGACUUUCCUGAGCUCGCCACGCUUGCGUGCCGUGUCCUCACACAGCCCGCAUCGGCGGCAGCAUGCAAGCGCAACUGGGCCGUGUGGGAGUCGGUCCACACAGCCAAGCGCAACCACUUGGGGUUGGAGAAACUCAGCGACCUCGUGUACGUUGCGCACAACUGGAAACCUGCCUUUUAAUGUCCUUUUUGUUUUUGUCUUUU
Messenger RNA from Closterium sp. NIES-67, 271 nucleotides. The record is from the annotation of a GenBank genome assembly. NCBI's taxonomy places the organism in Eukaryota, Viridiplantae, Streptophyta, Zygnematophyceae, Desmidiales, Closteriaceae.